CAAGGUCAAAAACUAUAUCACAGAAAUCCAAAAAUAACCCCAACAUGCAUCCAAAACAAAAGCUAAAUAACCUCGAUUUUGUGCGCCAAAAGCUCAACAAAGGGUUCAACGAUGAGCAGCGUGAAAAACUCGAAUCCCAGACAGGCCACCACCAGCUGACCCAAGACCGCAUCAAAGUCCUUAACACCGGUCUUCAACAAAAGCAGCGUAACAUCACCAGCACCCAGCACCACCUCUAAAGGUCGACAACAUCCUUAAGACCAGCAAGUGGGAUUCCAGUCCUUACAAGCCUCGGCCCGCCCACUCCCAUCUCCAGCUUCCCGCCUACCCCUCUAGUCACAGCCGAAACUCCAUUCUCCCUCACAACCUCACCCAGUCACCUCCUCGUCACCAUGACUACUAUCGCUCAAAAGAGCACCUCCCUCUCAACCAAUCCCCAUACAUCCCCAAAAUAACCCCUUUGAACCAAACCCACGAAGCCUUGCCUGAAAUCCGCAACCAGAGCCAAAGCAGCCUAGAUCACAACACCAUCGAUCUCCAGUCAGAAGACUACAAAAGAGUGAAAGAACUAAACAAGCUUGAAAACUCCCCAGAUGAUUACAAAUACAGACUAGAAAAUUUCCUAAAGAACCCGAAGAAGGUCGAAAAGAUUUCCCUUGAACUUAAAAAGUUCGAUAAAAUUAAUAGGGAUUACUACAAAGAGAAAUAUGAAAAGGAGAAGUCAAGGAUGAAAAAUAAGUGGCUUGAUAAGAUUAAGAUGGACUCCUUGAAAGCAAAGUUUCAGUACCAGUAUAGUUACCCACCCCAACCCUUUCCAAUGGUUUACCCUCCGUAUUUGAUGGAUCCUAGGGGGUAUGCUCAUCAGUACUCAAAAGAAGCUAAGUAUCAGAAGAGACAGAAAUAUUCGGAUUAUGAUUACAGUUCAAGUUUUACAGGAAAUAUUAGCGAAAAUCCUGGGUCGUUUUAUCAAAGUUAUAGCAACGAGACUUGGACAGAUGGUAGACACAGGGGGGAUUAUUCAGAACAUCCUGGCAGAAAAAGCCGUCAAAACAAAGGAUAUAACAACAAAAAGUCUGUUGAAGGAAUAAUGCUAUAUCUUCAUUAUUUCAAAAAUUUCCCAAUGAAUAUUGCUAAACACGUCUACAUCAGAUCGAGACUCCAGCUUGGGGCAGAUCCGAUCAGGGAUGAUAAAGAUAGAGAAAUGAGUUGGAAUACUAGCCUCAUAAACAUGGCUGAUUUCAUCCCCCAAAAUGAGAGAGGACACCAAAUGUUGAGGGAAAUGAAAGCAGACCAAGAGAUAAACCAGCCAUUCACAAUUCUCCCAAUCAUGGAAAGCACCAAUUGGAUGAAAGACUUUUACACAAUGGUUUGGGACAAUGGCAACCGAGAUAAGGUUUAUAUCAUGUUUGAGGUAUGUGAGAAGUCAAGCCCAUGGCCUCUAUUUUAUGCCAAACUCCAACUAACUCGGCAUGAUGGGACUAUCAGAUUUGGAAGGGAUGAACUCCCUUUGUACAAGUAUACAAAGCAUCGCGGUAAAGAAAGAAAGGACAAGAUUCAUAGCUAUCUUGUGCUAAUCAUCCAUUUUUCAGAAAAAGAAAAUAGCAUUGAUGAACAGAUUGAUAAUGUUACUGCUGAUGACCAGCAGAGUGCUUAUGAUAAGAGAGAUACUGCAGAUCUUAGUGAAAAGUCAAAACCUCUUCAGAAGAGUCCAAGAGAUUCAGUAGAUUAUCAAAGUCAAAAUUACGAAGAAGAAAAAGGAGAUAUCAAGAAAGAUGAUCAUAUUCCAGAAAAUAAUGAACCACGAGAAAUUAGCGAAAAGCCUUUUAUCGAAAAUAGUAAAAGAGAUAUUCCAAUGAAAGAUUUUGAACCAAAUUCUAUGAUUGUGUUCUACAUUGAUAGUGCUAGAUUUUUACAUGAAAAUGCAACUCUCACUAAGGUUAUUUUCAGAGCAAUAGAUGAAUCUGGAAAUACAAUUCUCAAACCCCAAGGAACAAUUUGUGACCUAUCUGAUUCUACUUGUCAACAUCCAUUCUUUGAUUACAGAACUGAGAUUUAUAGAGGAGUUGGAAAUUUACCUUAAA
Molecule: messenger RNA, 2081 nt
Organism: Moneuplotes crassus
Lineage: Eukaryota; Ciliophora; Spirotrichea; Euplotida; Euplotidae
Source: the annotation of a GenBank genome assembly